Castor canadensis (American beaver) is the source of this 2959-nucleotide messenger RNA. The record is from RefSeq and is a predicted model, not a curated record. NCBI's taxonomy places the organism in Eukaryota, Metazoa, Chordata, Mammalia, Rodentia, Castoridae.
UUUAAGGAAGAACCCAGAAGAUCUACACUGGAGUACAGGGAGCCCAUCACUGAAGAACCUGAUGGAAGAAUCAGAACACUGCUUGCUGAGGCCUGGGAAGUGUCACUCAGGUACUCACUUAUCUACAAACCCAAACAAGGAAUAUCUGGAAAAAAUCCUGCAAGUCCACCUGAGCAGGAAGUUGGAGCUAAUGAAGGAAGGCAUGAUCCCUCUGUGUGUGCGUAAAUCCUGGCUUGCUACCAACCAUGAUUUUCCCAAGUCCAACACCCACAUGAAACCCAUACAUAAGGCACCCAGUGAGGGUCAGCCAUCCAGGGUGAACACCUCCCAGGAGCUUUCCUUCCUUGAUCCUAAAAGUCACCAGGUGCUAGAAACCGGUAUGAUAAGGUACCGAGUGAGGCACAGAUGGGAUCCACACCUUCAGGUCCUUGAGUCAAUGAAUGUCAAUUUAAGUGAGGCUCCAGCCUCACCCUUUCCACAGCCUGCCAUUCCUUCCUCAGGUGACUAUGUUGCAAAGGUGGCCAAUUUCCUGGAAGAACUUCCUCAGAAAGUUCGAAAAGAGAAGGUGAUAAGAAAAAUGUCACUAGCUACCCUGCAGAAUCAGUUCCCUGCCCACACACCUGCAGAGCUGCAGAAGGCAGAGACUGUGACCCCAUCUGGUGGACAAUGUGUGCUGGCAGAAGCCCAUCCUCAUGAACAGGAGGACAGCUUGUCCUUGCAAUUCAGCUCCUACAAUUUCAAGAACAGAAUCCAGCUGAGUAGGACUGUCCUGGGAACUGGGAUAGGCAGUAUUGAGCCAGGUCUGAGCACAGCAAUGUACAGGCAUGAUCUACUAGAAGAGAGAGCUAAUGAGGCAUCAGGAGACACAGGCUUGAACCUGACAUUGCUGGAGAUCCAGUCAGGGUCUCAACCUUCAGUGACCAAAGAGAUAGUGCAGGUGGAGGACAAGCUGUCCCCUGCAUCGGACGUGAACAUGGAAACCAGUAAGAUGGCAAACUCCCAAAUCAUAAAUUUGGAACUGAAGGGUUCAGAGGUGCCAGGGACCAGUAACAUCUCCUCCCCUACUAGAUUUUCUAUUUGGCAGAACCCUGUAGAUACAAACCUGAAAGCACACGUAGUUAAGGUGUUUGAAUCUCAACAGGAGAUGGAGUUAGCGAAGGAGUCACAGGGCAUGGCCCCUGGCAUCCGUUCGGAUUGCCAAGUAAACGUGCUCCCCACCACAGAUAGCCCACAUUCUCAGUCCUCUUUAUCCAGUUCCCAGUGCACCUCUAGCAGCAAUGUGGUCACUUUUCAGAAUCCAUGUGACCACUUCAAGAAGGAAGUGCACAGGCUGGUCCAGCAGGAACCACAUCUCACCAGAGUUAAGGUUACAGGAAAGAAGAACACAAAGAUGUUAGAUGACCCUGAUAGGAGAGAAGACUGUGGGAGGCUGACACAAGGACAACUGGAAGAAAGUUUUGCAGCAGUGAGGUCCUCCCAAGCUGGGGGGUUGAGCCCCCAUGCUAAGGUCAGGGAAAUAGUUGCCACUGGGAGCAAGUCAUCCCCAUGCCUACCACAGAAGGGACAAGCUCCUCCAGAAAGCCCUAUCAAAAGGAAGAUGAAGAAUAUUUUGCAAUACUUUAACAUUAAUACAAAAGGCAAAGGUCAGGAAGACUCCCAGCCAAAACAUGAGCACCCAUCAUCCAGUACCCAGAGCCGAGGGUCUGUCACAAGCAGAGUCCUCAUGGAUGGUGGGGAGGCUGAAGCUCGGGUGCUCACGAAGGUCGUUGAGCAGAUCAUAAUGGACAAGCUGGGACUGCAGCUUCGAAGUGGCCCAUCAGAGUUGCGCUGGCAUAAAGAGAAACCCCAGGCCCUCCUGGGCAGACAUUACUACUACAGCAAUCCUCGUGACCCAGGGCCAAGUCGAGUGAUGACGAAUACGUGCUGUUGUCACCAGGACACUCACAAGGGCCACAGUCACCUUAUGAGGAACAGAUGGACCACAGACCAGGGCAGAAUAGAACAUGCUGCCCAGAGACCCUGUGUCUUCACCCAGUACCUCCCAGUAUAGGCCAGGUGAGAAAGGUACCUAGGGCCACCUUCUCAAUUACCCAACAUGGUGGCUUUAGAAAGAUGUCGUGUGUGGUUAACCAGAUCCUGUUUCUCACAACUCUCCUGCUGUGAAAAGCUUUCUCAUCUCCUCACAUAAACAAACCCGCUGUAUGCUAAUGACUCUUUACCAAGACAUAUACUGUUUCCUAAUAAAUAUGUUUUCUCCCGUAAGAGGGAUGAGCUUCUCUGCAUCAUGCUGGGUGUAGGGAAGAGUCAGCCUCUGGCCUUCCUCAGAGCAGCUUCUAAAAGGAAUGGGGCACACAGGGAGAAGACAGUGGCACUGAGGAUUCAUCCUUACUCUAAAUACCCUCAUUGCACCUUAAGUGUCUAUCAUGCAGUCACUAAAGGAACAAACUGUAGAAAGUCUUUGGAUUUGUCAGGAUCUGUCAACCAAAACAGAUCCGAAUCCAGAGUCUGUCUCAACCCACCUCCCAAAACUUUCCCUCUACCUCUACCUUGAACUUGUGUAGCUGUGGAGCAAGUGAACAAAGGAACCCGUGGGCCACGUACCUCCAUGUGUCACGAAGAGGGUGCAGGCAGGAUCAGAGUUGAAGGGAUCUUGCCCUUGUAUUUCCUGCUGAGGAAAAGACAACGCAUGUCUCAGGAGCCCCUGUACUUUCUGAUGGAGGCUGGGAUGGUGAUGCACCCUGCCCGCCCUUCUUAGCUCAGCCUAGAAGUCAUGGCAGUGACACCCUGCUUUCCUCUCUCUGUAGACCAAUGGCCAAGAUGGAACUUGCAGUGUGGCACUGGCAGUCACAGGACAGAUGCACAGGUGCAUGUUACCCUCCCCAACUGUCACCUGCCUUCCACUCUGAGUGGACCUGUGUAUAUUAUAUCCAGCACAUGGUGGGGACGAGACAGGCCCAGA